Globicephala melas (long-finned pilot whale) is the source of this 2019-nucleotide messenger RNA. RefSeq names its product DnaJ heat shock protein family (Hsp40) member B13 (gene DNAJB13). Gene Ontology annotation, molecular function: protein-folding chaperone binding. NCBI's taxonomy places the organism in Eukaryota, Metazoa, Chordata, Mammalia, Artiodactyla, Delphinidae. The record is from RefSeq and is a predicted model, not a curated record. Gene Ontology annotation, cellular component: cytosol.
AGGAUUACAACUCCCAGAGUGCCCCUGUGCGGUUGUCAGGAGCAACCACGGAAUGCAGACUAACAGAGCCGCUGGACUCAGGACUAUCCAGCCAGCCAUGGGCCAGGAUUAUUACUCUGUGCUCCAGAUCACUCGCAAUUCAGAAGAUGCCCAGAUCAAGAAUGCGUACCGGAAACUUGCCCUUAAGAACCACCCGUUGAGGUCCACUGAGCCAUCCGCAGCGGAGGCAUUCAGGCAGAUAGCAGAGGCCUACGAUGUGCUGAGCGACCCUGUGAAAAGAGGCAUCUAUGACAAGUUCGGAGAGGAAGGACUGAAGGGCGGAAUUCCUUUGGAGUUUGGAUCGCAGACCCCGUGGACAACUGGUUACGUCUUCCACGGCAACCCGGAAAAGGUUUUCCAUGAGUUCUUCGGGGGAGAUAACCCCUUUAAUGAGUUUUUUGAUGCAGAAGGAAAUGAGGUAGACUUGAAUUUUGGGGGACUCCGGGGCCGAGGGGUCAAGAAACAGGACCCCCCAAUCGAACGAGACUUCUACCUAUCCCUGGAGGACUUAUUCUUUGGCUGCACCAAGAAAAUUAAGAUCUCCCGAAGGGUGCUGAAUGAGGAUGGGUACUUCUCUACCAUCAUGGACAAGAUCCUCACGAUUGACGUGAAGCCUGGUUGGAGGCAGGGCACACGUAUCACCUUCGAGAAGGAAGGGGACCAGGGUCCCAACAUCAUCCCAGCCGAUAUCAUCUUCAUCGUAAAGGAGAAGCUACACCCUCGCUUCCGCAGGGAGAACGACAACCUCAUUUUUGUGAACUCCAUCCCCUUGGGCAAGGCUCUGACCUGCUGCACCGUGGAGGUGAAGACCCUAGAUGACCGUCUGCUCAAAAUCCCCAUCAAUGACAUCGUCCACCCCAAGUACUUCAAGAAGGUGCCAGGUGAGGGGAUGCCGUUGCCAGAGGACCCCACCAAGAAGGGGGACCUCUUCAUUUUCUUUGACAUCCAGUUCCCCACCUGCCUCACACCCCAGAAGAAGCAGAUGCUGCGCCAGGCGUUGCUGACAUAACUCUGGUGGGCUGGGGACUGGAGCAGGGGGAAGAGAAGGCUAGCUGGUCCUGACCCCACCCCUACCCCCAGCACGGGGUGUGCACAGGAGCCAGCCCACUGCACAGGCAUGACGUGAGGACCGGAUGGCAUGGGAUUUUAAACUGAUACAAUAAAGUGUUAUUUCCUAUCCUCCAGCUACACCCAAGAGAGUGUGUGUUGGAGGGAGAAGAGCUUCAUACAGCCGUUCUUGUGGAGCAGAGGGAAGGGCAGGGCUCAAGAAGCUGAGGACCUGGGACCCUGUCCUGGCUGUGUGAGCCUGGCCAGGUCCCUGAGGGUUCAGAGCCUCUGUGCUCCCACCUUGAUAGCGUGGGGCAAUGCUACAUCGUCUCUGAGGGUCCCCAGCUCUAUUUCUCAUGACACACGAUCUUUGGAAGGGCAGUCUCUAGUGUGAUAUAGUCACAUUGUACUCAGGAAAGCAAAGCACAAAGAGAACAAAACCCUUGUCUCAGGUCACACAGGGCUCAGUGGCAAAGCUGUCAUCAGAAUCUUGAAGGCCACUUCCCACAGCCUCACUCUGCUUCGAUUAGAGGCAGCAUGAGGGACACAAGUGCUGGAAAUGGCUUUGGUUUCUGCCUGGCCUGGGCUGCCUCUAGGCAGGUCUUAGAACUGGGCUCUGCUCCCAGUCCUGCCGCUCACCCUUUGGAUGUUACUCUCCAUCUUGUUCGUGAAGCAGAACCCAUAACCCUCCUCAGGCAGCUCACUGGUGCGAAAGUGCUUAGUGAACUCACUGCUUAGAUUAUCAGGGUUACAGCAUUGCUACCAGCAUGGCCUGGGGGAGUGCCAGCCUCCAAGCCCAGCUGGGCCUUUGCAGACCACACCUGCUUCCCCAGCCCGCCUUCCAUCGACAGUGCAGCAUGCACCUCUUCUGUGCCAGGGGAGGUGCCCUUCACUUGAGUCUGGACUUGGGCUAGGAGAGAUCCAAGCUUAUGA